Molecule: messenger RNA, 948 nt
Organism: Dictyostelium discoideum AX4
Lineage: Eukaryota; Evosea; Eumycetozoa; Dictyosteliales; Dictyosteliaceae
Exons: 2
Coding region: 1-948 (315 amino acids)
Biological process (GO): mitotic cell cycle
Cellular component (GO): chromosome, centromeric region; nucleus
Source: RefSeq, a predicted model, not a curated record
AUGAAUGAAAAUAAUGAUAAUAAAGAUAAAGAAUUAAAAGAUAAUAAUAAUAAUAAUAAUAAUAAUAAUAAUAAUAAUAAUAAUAAUAAUAAUAAUAAUAAUAAUAAUAAUAACAAUAAUAACGAAGAUAGUUUAUUAUAUGAUGAAAAUCAUUUAAAGCGAGAAGCAGACUUUUUUAAAUUUCACCCAUAUAGUUUCAUUGAUGACGUUCAUGAAUCAACACACGACUAUUGUGCAGAUAGCGCAGAUUUCAUUGAAAGUUGUUUAUUAGGCCAUCCUUUAUUUAAUAAUAAUCAAGAAUUUAAACAAUUAAUACAAGAGGGAACUAAUAAUGUUUGGGAAUUACUUGAACAAAUUUUUACAAAAAAUUUAAAUAAAUAUGAAGAAUAUCUAUUAUCAUCAAUUUUAAAUAUACCAGAGGAUUUAAUAUUACCAGAUGAACAACAACCAAUUAAUAUUUUUAAUAAUAAUAAUAAUAGAAAUAAAAAUAAUAGUGAUAAUAAUAAUAGUCAUAGUAAUAAUAAUAAUAAUUCAAAAUUAUAUAAUAAAUCAAAUAUUAUUGAUAAAGAGAUGGAAGAUUUAAGAGUUAAUAUUCAAAAAUUAAUAAAUGAAAAUGAUCAAAUUAAAAAUAAAAUACAAACAACAAAACAAGAUAUAAAAUUAUUACAAUCAAUAAAUACCAAUUUAAAGACAGAUUCAAAGAAUAUUGAAAGUAUAGCGGAUAUUAAUCAAAAAAGAAAAGUUUUAGAAUACAAUUAUCAAGUUUUAAAAUCAAAAUUAUCAAAUACUAUAAACUCUGACAACAACAAUAACAAUAAUAAUAACAAUAAUCUUUGUAUAAACAAAUCUUUAUUGGAUAAGAUGAAUAGCUUAAACUUAAAAACUGUAAAUGAAUGUACUAUAAUAGAAUCCACAAAUAUAAUUGAUAAAGUUGAAAAAUCAAUUUGA